Molecule: messenger RNA, 1190 nt
Organism: Capsicum annuum
Lineage: Eukaryota; Viridiplantae; Streptophyta; Magnoliopsida; Solanales; Solanaceae
Exons: 6
Coding region: 226-981 (251 amino acids)
Biological process (GO): protein folding; protein complex oligomerization; response to salt stress
Source: RefSeq, a predicted model, not a curated record
AAUUGAAAAUGACAUUGUUACAAGUGCCAAUAGUAUCUAAUCUGAAUACCUGAUAUUUCUUGAAUUAUGUGAAGAUUUUUUCAACUAAAAAGUUCACUUCACACUAAAAAAAUAUCUACAACCAAAUCCUUUCAUCUUAAAUCCCACCCUUCUACAAAGAGCAUUAACAUCUAUUCAACAUUCACAUACAAACUCACCUUGUGUAUUCAGUGUAUUUUUGUAGUAAUGGAGAGUCAAGUGGUGCGACGCAGAGUUAACAUUAUUGCUGCACAUUUAGCUGCACAUGAUGAUAUCUCCACCGCGGCUACUCAUUUGUUUCCUAUGAGCUGUAGCAGUAGUUUGAGUUCUGCAAUUCCAAGGUACGAUAACAGAAUGUACUAUGCACGACAAAGUUCCAAUGCUCAAGCUUGUUUCAUGAGGCUCAAUUCAAGUGAACAGGGAAGCUGCACUGAAUCCGCCUCGCCUUACAAGCCUAAUGGUUGUGCAAAAAAGAGUUCUAGUGCUUCUGAAGGACCAAUGUUUUCUAGACCUACCAAUAAGAAAUUCCAGUCUACUGCACAAGGUUGCGAAUACAAUGAAACUGCAACAGAAGCUCCUAAAUUUGCUAGGCCACGUACAACGACUAAUUUCCAAUUGAAAGAAACAAGAAUUGGACUUGAAUCUAAUGGAAGUGAAUGGUCUCCGAGGAUGGAUAUUGCAGAAUCUGGAAGCAUGUAUGUCGUAUCAAUAGAACUUCCCGGUGUCAAUAUAAGUGAUAUAAAGGUAGAAGUCAGUGCAAAAAGCUUAAUAGUUUCUGGAAAUCGUUCAAUUCAGUGUAAAGUGGCAACAUACUUGAAUGACUUGGUAUCAGCCUAUCACAAAAAGGAGAUUGUGCAGGGUCCAUACCGAGUUUUCUGGCCACUUCCAAGUAAUGCUAAUAAAGAUCGCGUCUCAGCUGAGUUUGUGGACGGACUUUUACAGAUUACAAUUCCCAAACUUUGAGAAGCAUGGCAACCAAUCAAGGAGAUAUCUACGUGUAAAGAAUAUACUCGAAGCAGGAUAAGCAACAGAAGUUACCAUACAACAUGAACCGUAUAUAAGCACUCGCAUGCUAUUUAGUGGAAACUAGUGUAAAUUGCCAUUAAUUAUGAGCUAUACUUGUAAUGCUACAUAAGCAGCCAUAUAUCAGUAUAUACAUAAACCUUCAUUUA